UCGAACUAGUCGCCACCGAAACAGACAUGCCGGCCGGCUUGGUUUAGCAACACGCCAGGAGCAUGACCAAGGGACUUUCCAGAUUAAGUGCAAUAAUGUGGGUCUGUCCGUCUGUGGAAUCGAGUCAUCAUCUUAUUGAGCUUGCCAUUCAUAAAUUGCAGGCCAGAUGGCACUUACUACUUGUAAAUCCCACGGCAGAUCAAAAAGAAAACGCGAAAAAUGCACCAGAUGGAUGCUGCGAUGGUAGUUUUACUGAGAGAUUUUGGCCAACUAAAACGCUCGAUGCGUGGGAGCAACUUCGAGGAAUAUUGAUAAGCUCAAGUACCUGCUGAAGGUCCGCGAUGCGCCCCCAACUUGAAACCCAUUAUUCCUCAUAUUGCAUGUCUGGCAACGUGUACUGUAUAUUGGCUCGAUGUUUACAAGUGGACUCGUCCAAGACUCGUUCAUUUGCAAUUCAUGGUAGACAACCGCUGGCGGCCGAUUAGCACGCAAUCAACGACAAUUCGAACAGAAUUAAUGAUUCUAUCAAGGUCCAAGUACGGGAGACUAGGGCGAUAAGGUUCUUUAUCUGGACCAUUUCCUUCUGUAACUACGAGGACAACAACCAAGCUCUUUGCUAGAAUCCUGGUCAUGCCCCGCGGAUGUGUGGCUGAUAUUUGCGCUUAGCGGAAGAUGCCCGGCGCUCUUUCUCUAACACUACAAGAUUCAGGGAUCACUUGAUCCAAACACACCCCAAG
This is a messenger RNA of Suillus subaureus, 737 nucleotides long. RefSeq lists its product as uncharacterized. Lineage: Eukaryota; Fungi; Basidiomycota; Agaricomycetes; Boletales; Suillaceae. The transcript has a single exon. Bases 63 to 332 code for a protein of 89 amino acids. The record is from RefSeq and is a predicted model, not a curated record.